Gaeumannomyces tritici R3-111a-1 is the source of this 534-nucleotide messenger RNA. RefSeq lists its product as hypothetical. The transcript has a single exon. The record is from RefSeq and is a predicted model, not a curated record. The coding region runs from base 1 to 534 and encodes 177 amino acids. Lineage: Eukaryota; Fungi; Ascomycota; Sordariomycetes; Magnaporthales; Magnaporthaceae.
AUGUCUAGGUCCCAAAGAGUCGAGCCCAGAGAGGCCGCCGAGCACCACACGGGCGACUCAAAGGACGCCGCCCGCGGCAGCCACUCCGCCGCUAGGCCCGGAGCCGCCUCCCGGCCCAAGGGCGGCGACGGUGCGCAAAAGUCCCGAGCCGGCAGCGGCGGCGGCAGCGGCGGACAGAUGCCGCAGCAGCAGCAGCAGCAGCAAGCCGAGGACGUCGAGCAGCGGCACCCCCACAUCGGGGACUGCCGGGUCGACGACGACGACGACGCCCCUCGGCGUGACCAGCAGCAGCACUCCGGCCAGCCCCCCUCCUGCUGGCUGGGGAACACCGCGAUUGCUGACGGGUAUGAGGACUAUUCCGGUGUCUGGAGCGACCUCGACAGGUAUCUUACCGAGCUUGAGCUCGCCCAGAUGCGAGCAAGUUUCACUCGGCUUGGGGCUACCUUGACAGGCGCAAGGGGCAGGCUCGCGGCCAGGGCGGUUCCACGUCGCGCAGGUGCCAACCCUGCGUGCGAGGAAACAGCAUUCUUCUAA